Messenger RNA from Baudoinia panamericana UAMH 10762, 780 nucleotides. RefSeq lists its product as uncharacterized. The record is from RefSeq and is a predicted model, not a curated record. Lineage: Eukaryota; Fungi; Ascomycota; Dothideomycetes; Mycosphaerellales; Teratosphaeriaceae. The coding region runs from base 171 to 602 and encodes 143 amino acids. The transcript has a single exon.
GUCAAGCAACAGUGAGAUCCGGUCGAAGCCACGGGGCCGAGACCGCCGUAGUCUUGCAUACCGUGAGGCGAAAGAUCAGAAAUCGCAUGUACGAGAGGCGGAGUGGGAUUCGCGUCGGCAAUUAUGAGUGAAGGUGCGAAAAGGGGCUGAGAGCUGCUGACAAGAGCGCAAUGGGAAACGAAAAUGGUUUGACGCAUUCACCGACUUUGCGGCGCUCGUCUGCUAGACGGUCGCUUGGUGAAAGCUUGCAAAGCUACCGCUGUUUGGCGCUAUACAUUCGAGUGCAAAUCGGCGGUAACGGACGACGCCUUUGCCAGCGCGCCACUAACACGACACAGACCGUGCAGAAGCUCUUGCACCAGUCCUCCCGUCGGUAUUACAGUAUUGAUUGUUAUAGGUUAACGGUGCAAGAUGCAGGAAAAGCUCCUCGUGCGCAUCUCCACUGCGGCGUCGGCCUGGCGGGGGGUGAUGGUAAUUCGCGCACUUGCAUGAGGGACUGUACAUGUACCUUACGAUGGCUCUGCGCGCGGCUACACGGGCAAAAGCGUGUGAAAUUGUCAGAGCUCCGCAUGCGGGCGUUCGAUGAAGUUACGCGCCAUUGAACAAUGAGGUUUGAUGAAGGGGUAUGGGGGCUCGGACAACCCAAACGGAAUGACAACACGUUAGAAGAAGAUCGGUGGCCGGUGGUCGGUGUGGUGAUGAAUCAGUUUGUACCGCAGUGAGCAACACCGCGCUGUUCCUGUUGGCGGGUGAGCGCCUCUAAUUUUCCGAAGGGUCAGA